Messenger RNA from Harpegnathos saltator (Jerdon's jumping ant), 1676 nucleotides. RefSeq names its product dopamine receptor, D1 (gene Dop1). The transcript is spliced from 6 exons. Gene Ontology annotation, biological process: adenylate cyclase-activating adrenergic receptor signaling pathway; positive regulation of MAPK cascade. Gene Ontology annotation, cellular component: plasma membrane. Bases 312 to 1457 code for a protein of 381 amino acids. Gene Ontology annotation, molecular function: octopamine receptor activity. NCBI's taxonomy places the organism in Eukaryota, Metazoa, Arthropoda, Insecta, Hymenoptera, Formicidae. The record is from RefSeq and is a predicted model, not a curated record.
AAUCUUUAUGAGAAAUCACAGAGCGGUCGUUUUUGAAUUUCGGAAAACGGAGCUCCAGGUCGCCGAGGCUGCCCUGUACGCAGGCAGAGAGAAUAUCGCCGUGCACGCGGGAAUUUGGGGAAUGUCCAGUAAUUUCUAAAAUUCCUCAGGGAAUACAUAUCUGUGACGAAUGCGAGCGAGACAGCGCAUUCGGAGAGACACAUUGCCGGAUGAUACCGCGUCUCUCGACAUGAGUGAUUCGUCGAUUCGCCGCGGACGAAUCGCGCGGGAUCAAUCGUGCGUCGUUCAUCGUCGUGUGUCAUCCGGGCGACAUGCGCGAGCGGAUUUCUUCGGGAUUCCUCCUGGUGAUCCUGAUAUUCUUCUCGGUCGCUGGCAACGUCCUGGUCUGCUUGGCGAUCUACACCGACCGCGGGCUACGGAGGAUCGGCAACCUCUUCCUGGCCUCGCUCGCCGUCGCCGAUCUCUUCGUCGGUGGGCUGGUAAUGACCUUCGCCGGGGUCAACGACCUCCUCGGCUAUUGGGUCUUCGGCUUGUGGUUCUGCGACAUCUGGAUCGCCUUCGAUGUUAUGUGCAGCACUGCCUCUAUCCUCAAUCUAUGCGCCAUCUCCCUCGACCGUUACAUUCACAUUAAGGAUCCCCUCAGGUACGGCCGUUGGGUGACUAGAAGAGUCGCUAUCGGCGGUAUCGCCGUCGUGUGGCUUUUAGCAGGACUCAUAUCCUUCGUACCGAUCAGCCUAGAUCUUCACAGGGCAGAUCAACCGGCGCUCUAUAAUGACGGAAUAGAGGAGCACCCUACGUGUGCCCUAGACAUUACACCCACUUACGCGGUGGUGUCCUCUUGCAUAUCUUUCUACGUGCCCUGCAUCGUGAUGUUGGGGAUUUAUUGCAGGCUCUAUUGCUACGCGCAGAAACACGUAAGGAGUAUCCGAGCGGUGACGAAGCUGCCGGACACCUCCAUGGCCAAGAGUUUUCGCUCCAAGAGCAGUCGCUGUAAGCCACCGAAGCCGCAAACGAAGACGAAGCCGACUAGUCCUUACCACGUGUCCGACCACAAGGCCGCGAUCACUGUCGGCGUAAUCAUGGGUGUGUUCCUGAUAUGUUGGGUACCCUUCUUCUGCGUCAACAUUGUCGCAGCCUACUGCAAAACCUGCAUACCUCUCCGAGCGUUCCAGGUUCUCACGUGGCUCGGCUACAGUAACUCGGCCUUCAACCCGAUAAUCUACAGCAUCUUCAACACUGAGUUCCGGGAGGCGUUCAAGAGGAUCCUCACGAAAGGAGCGCGCGCGAGGGGUAAUCAGCCGUCGACCAGCGAAUGCGGCGAGUUCCGCUCGGUGGUGGUGCAGAAACGCAACGGCUCCAUGGUCGAGUGCAACAUCAGUCCAAGGUCGAGCGCGGACAGCUGCCAGGUCGGCGUCAUGGCUCAAAGGCAUCGCGACACUAUCGUCAGCGCCAUAUAAAGAAGAAGAAAAAAAGAAAGACAAGUUCAACGAGCGUCCUCCCUCUCGAUUUUGAAUAAACGAUUUCUUUCCAGAUCUCACUCGCCGCUCUUGCCUCCGCCGUUGGCUCGGUCGUCGCGGUUGCGCCCGCGUUUCACUCGCCUACCUGCCCGCAAAAGUUCCUCUCUCGAGCUCAUCUCGAUCGCGCGGAACCCGCGACACACGACGCGAGGUCUAAAA